CAUCCGGGUUUCUCCUGUUUGUGUUCCGGCCGAUGGUCCCUCUUCUGUCUCCUGGCCGUCUCUCUUGCUCAGGCCCGCGUCUCGCCCACUCUUCCGACGCGCGCGAGGCUGGCGCGGGCUUCAGCGACGGGAGCGCUCGAGGGACAUGGCAACUACAGCGGCGCCGGCCGGCGGCGCCCGAAACGGAGCUGGCCCGGAAUGGGGAGGGUUCGAAGAAAACAUCCAGCACCUGUGUCUCCUUUGGGUCUUGCUGCACACGAAAAUCGGUGGAACUUGUGCUGUGCUCCGGCCGGGCCUCGGGUCUCUGGGCCUGCCCGAGGCGUUAGUGAAGGCGUACUCUUGGUUUUCCGCGGUGGGGGUUCUGCUGUGAUUGACAUGGAGAACAUGGAUGACACCUCAGGCUCCAGCUUCGAGGAUAUGGGCGAGCUGCAUCAGCGCCUACGCGAGGAAGAAGUAGAUGCCGAUGCAGCUGCUGCAGAAGAGGAGGAUGGAGAGUUCCUAGGCAUGAAAGGCUUUAAGGGACAGCUGAGCCGGCAGGUGGCUGAUCAGAUGUGGCAGGCAGGAAAGAGACAAGCCUCCAGGGCCUUCAGCUUGUAUGCUAACAUCGACAUCCUGAGACCCUACUUUGAUGUGGAGCCUGCCCAGGUGCGAAGCAGGCUCCUGGAGUCCAUGAUCCCUAUCAAGAUGGUCAGUUUCCCUCAGAAAAUCGCAGGUGAACUCUAUGGACCUCUUAUGCUGGUCUUUACGCUGGUUGCCAUCCUUCUCCAUGGGAUGAAGACAUCUGACACCAUUAUCCGGGAGGGCACCCUGAUGGGCACAGCCAUUGGCACCUGCUUCGGCUACUGGUUAGGCGUCUCGUCCUUCAUUUACUUCCUCGCUUAUCUGUGCAAUGCCCAGAUCACCAUGCUCCAGAUGUUGGCACUGCUGGGCUAUGGCCUUUUUGGGCACUGCAUUGUCCUGUUCAUCACCUAUAACAUCCACCUUCAUGCCCUCUUCUACCUCUUCUGGCUGCUGGUGGGUGGACUGUCCACCCUCCGUAUGGUGGCAGUGUUGGUUUCACGGACUGUAGGCCCCACCCAGCGGCUGCUCCUCUGUGGCACACUGGCUGCCCUGCACAUGCUCUUCCUGCUCUAUCUGCAUUUUGCCUACCACAAGGUGGUAGAGGGGAUCCUGGACACACUGGAGGGCCCCAACAUCCCACCCAUGCAGAGAGUCCCCAGGGAUGUCCCUGCCGUGCUCCCUGCCGCCCGGCUUCCUGCCACUCUGCUCAAUGCCACAGCCAAGGCUAUAGCAGUGACCCUGCAGUCACUCUGACCCCUGAAAUUCUUGGCCAGCCCUGUCACCCUCAGCCUCGAAUGGAGGAGGAUUAAAAGACAGUACUGGUGACAUGCCUUGUUGAUGGGGUCUGCAGCUGCCACUGAGCUGUAGUUGCUUAAGCACCUCCUCGACACCUGUCAGGGCUUCUGAAGGGCACAAGGCCAGGAACUCCUGGCCAGGACUACAGGGCUCUGCAGCCAGUGCAGAAAGUGGGUCAGCUCCUCUGAGGCACUCACCACCUACCCCUUCCUUCCUCUCUCUCCCCUGUUGUCUUGCUAAAUAUAGACUUGGUAAUUAAAAUACUGAUUGAAGUCU
Molecule: messenger RNA, 1632 nt
Organism: Castor canadensis (American beaver)
Lineage: Eukaryota; Metazoa; Chordata; Mammalia; Rodentia; Castoridae
Gene: Yipf3
Product: Yip1 domain family member 3
Cellular component (GO): Golgi apparatus
Source: RefSeq, a predicted model, not a curated record